GAGGAGGAGAGGAGAGGCCUGGAGGACACCAACAUGAACAAGUUGAAAUCAUCACAGAAGGAUAAAGUUCGUCAGUUUAUGAUCUUCACGCAAUCUAGUGAAAAAACAGCUGUGAGUUGUCUGUCUCAAAAUGACUGGAAGUUAGAUGUUGCAACAGACAAUUUUUUUCAAAAUCCUGAACUUUAUAUACGAGAAAGUGUUAAAGGAUCGUUAGACAGAAAGAAGUUAGAACAGCUAUACAAUAGAUACAAAGAUCCUCAAGAUGAAAAUAAAAUUGGUAUAGAUGGUAUACAGCAAUUUUGUGAUGACCUGGCACUUGACCCAGCCAGUAUUAGUGUACUAAUCAUUGCUUGGAAGUUCAGAGCAGCAACACAGUGUGAAUUCUCAAAGCAGGAGUUCAUGGAUGGCAUGACAGAAUUAGGAUGUGACAGCAUAGAAAAGCUAAAGGCCCAGAUACCCAAGAUGGAACAAGAGUUGAAAGAGCCAGGACGAUUUAAGGAUUUUUACCAGUUUACUUUCAAUUUUGCAAAGAAUCCAGGACAAAAAGGAUUAGAUCUAGAAAUGGCCAUUGCCUACUGGAAUUUAGUACUUAAUGGGAGAUUUAAAUUCCUAGACUUGUGGAACAAAUUUUUGUUGGAACAUCAUAAACGAUCAAUACCUAAAGAUACCUGGAAUCUUCUUUUAGACUUCAGUACAAUGAUAGCAGAUGACAUGUCUAAUUAUGAUGAAGAAGGAGCAUGGCCUGUUCUUAUUGAUGACUUUGUGGAAUUUGCACGCCCUCAAAUUGCUGGGACAAGAAGUACAACAGUGUAGCACUGAAGGAACCCUCUAGAGUGUACAUAGUCUGUACAAUAAACACAACGAAAAAUUGCACAGUCAAUUUCUGCUGGCUGGACUGAACUGAAGACCAAUCCUCACACUAAGGGCAGAGGGUUGAGACAAAACAUUAAGGAUACAUCUUGGACCAUAGCAUAUUUCCUUCUUCUAAUGGUGGUUUGGGCUUGUCUCCUAGUCUGGGCCGCUCUUGCCAGUUAUAAUUCCAACGUGGUGGAUUUCAUCUUAUCUCUGUGGACCAUCCUAGUUUAUUCUCCCUUAAGUCUUAGGAGCUUCAUGGUGAUUAUUUUGAGGUUUCCAUUGUUGCAUAAAGCACAAUGCUGUCUUCAUCAGAAAACUGUUUGGCAUAAGAAUUAAACAGAUCAACAUCACAAACGCUUUAUAAAAACUCCUUAAAUAUAUGCUUUGGGCUAGUUGCAAAGACUAUGCUGAUAGCACUUCCUAAGAGAAUGAUAUGUGUAAGUGUAUUCAAUCUGAGAUGGUGUUUUGGUUUUUUUUCCCUGGCAAAUCACCUGUAUCAUCCACGUUAGUUGAUUAUCUGAUGAAAACAAAUGUAGAAACAACCAAUGUAAAAAAGUUAUUAGAAUAACUAGGUGCCUACCUGUACAAGGUUUGUUGUACUUCAACCCCUUAAUUUUCAAACAGUUGAAGGUACCACAGAGCUGUUCUGCACUUAUUGCCAUGUUUAUGCAUAGUUGGUCUGCAAGAGAGCUGUGUUGAGAAAAGCAGUCCGUGUAAUGUAGGCCUUUAGUACUCUCUACAUUAUGCGUUAUAUAAUUGGAUUUCAUUGCAAUUUUGAAAUGCUUAUCUGCCUGUCUAAUAAGUUAAAAUAUUGAAUUUGUGUUUUGGAUGUUUUAGAUUGCUACACAAUACAAUAUCCUAAAUUUAGGCACGAGUUUGUCUAUCAUCAAGCUUAUAGAUCAGCAAAGAGAUUCCCCUUAUUUAUACAGGAAGGUGGUGAGUCUAGUAUGAAUCUAAUGUUGGGGAGUGGUUGUGAUGAGCCCUUAAGUUCAGUCUUUACAACACAGGUACUGCUGCUUCAGAAAAAGUCCAUUUUGAUCACUUCUCAUUUUGUUGAACUUUGCUUUAAUGACAAAUCACCACGGUUGCCAAAUAUUGAUUUCAGAAGCGCUUUCAAGCAAGCACAGAUUAGAUGCAAAUUGCCACACUAGCUCCUUUUGUUUCCUUAAAUUAUUUCAUUUGUUCUACUAUUACUUUUAUUUGCCGCAACUAAAUUUGGACUGUUUUCACAUCAAAGCAGAAUUUUAGCUUGUUUAUUUUCACAUUACAAGACCCCCUGACUGCUUUCAUGCUGAAACUGAUCAUUUCACUUUCAUUCCCCUACUUAUGGCGAAGAAGUUAUUACAGUCUUCUUAAAAUAAACACUUCCAUAAAGCAAGUAAAACCUGUCAGACUUUAGAUGUUCAGCCCCUAUUGUGUUUAGUAGGGAUGAGUGUCUCUGCUGGGUGUACCUGAAUACUUGCUUGGCAAGGUCAGAGUGAGUGUUGAAAUCAUUAAGUGGAGAGCGCUUUGGAAUAGCAGCACAUUUUUAUGCAGAUGCUGAAAUGAUUUUAGGGAAAAAAAAAUGAAAUAUUAAACUGUUUAUUUUUAACCAUGUGCUUGGAAGUUGACUAAAAGACUUUUCCCAUAAGCGAUAGUACUGCUUUUAAAAAUUGUUCACUCACACUUUUAUUUCAAGAAUACAGUCCUACCAACCAAAUGAAAAAGUUAACAUUUCUAUUCAAGCUAUUGGAAUUGGCCAUUCAGAAAAAACAAAAACAAAACUAUUUAUGCUGGUUUCAGUAUUUUCUUUUUCCUUUUUUUUCUUUCUUUUUUUUUUAGUAACUUGAAUUAUGAGAACUUUUAAAAGGUCUAUGAGGCAUGCUGUUUUGUUAAUUGUCUUAAAGGUUUUUGAGUUUUGGUACCGUUCCAUAUCAGUGGAUUAAUUCAAGUGUGCUGUGUUUGGAAAUGAGAUCUCCUUAGCUUUGACUCCAAUAUCAAUUCUGUCUUUACUCAAAAGUCUGAUAUUGGUCAGCGGCCUUGUGCCUUGGUAUCUUAAAGAUUAUUCCUUUUUGAAUGCAAGAUCUUUUCAACAAAAUAGUGUUUGUCAUCAGUUUGGUACUAAACAUUUAUAAUUACUGUGUAAUUAUAAACAAAAAUACAUAAAGCUUUGAAUAAUUAUGUAGCAUAAAAGUUAAGGCUGUUCACUUUAUGAUGGCAUCUCAGAAUUUAACAAAACUAUUACUAAGGUUGAAAAAAGAUUGAUUUAAUGUGGUGUGGUUAUGCUAUGGAGAAAUGCUUGGUUACAGGGAAUAUUUUGUACUGAAAAGUGCUCACCCAUGUGGCCAUGUGUUAACUCUUUGUGUGUGCGUGUGUGAAUGUGUGUGCGUUAAAACUUGGAUCGCUUUAAUUCAUAAGUGCAUCAGUCCUCAGUCUGAUAAUAAACUCCCCAUGAUGAGUCUUGGUUUUUAAACUGUUCCACAGGUUCAGUUUUCUUUUUUGCCAAAUGUCGAAAAAAAAAGGUACACACUUUAAAUUGUAAUGCUGUUUAGUACUAAAAUGUAUAAAAUUAGAAGUGCCCACAUAUAAAAAACAAAAAACAAAAAACUUGAGAUCAAGAUUCUCUUUAGUGAAUAUCAUCAUCUGCAUAUCUCUGUAAGUUAACUUGUGAUUUCUUACAAUCCCUGUCAUAUUACCAACAGAGGCAAUAAAGCUUCAGUCGAAUUGCCAUGAUGAAAUCUCACAUUAAUUAUUUUGGUGUAUUAUUUAAAAAAAAUUAAAACUAAAAUUUUCUGGAUGACUUCAAAAUAUGGAAUGACUCCUCCUAGCAAAUGCUCUUAUGGCAAGUUUAGGGGAGAUAAGUUAUACUCAGUCUUGUUUACUACAUUUAAAGUGUUUACAACUAUAAUCUGGGCUGCUCUCAUUUUUAUUAAACUAUGCUGGAGUUGUGUAACGUGGUGUCCUAAUUAUCUGCCAUUGAUUUAAAUGAAAUAUUUUUUUAGAAAAGGGAAAAAUGAUUGGUUAUUCAAUAAAAUAACAUAAUUGCUUUAAAAUUAUUUUAUAAUGAACUUCUUAUUGGGGAAAUCUGUUUAAACGAGGUGUGCUUUUUAAAAAUUAAUAAAUAAAUGAGUCACUUAUUUGGCUAUCCAACUCAAUCCAACAAUCAUUUGUUGAGAGCCUAGUGUGUGCAAAGCAUUGUGCACGAGUGCUGCAGACAUAAAGAUAAAAUGGCCAGUCUGUGCCCUCACGGAGCUUUUGUUCUGCUUAAGUUGAUGAUAAGAAAAUUACUCAAAUUUCAUAACUUAAUUUGCACUUUAUUUAGGCUUUUAAACAUGCUAUUUUAAGACAAUUUUUAAAACUGUUGUAUCCCUAAGACAGAAGGGUAAAUCUCCCAAAAGAAUUAAAGAAUUUUUAUUAAAAGCA
Molecule: messenger RNA, 4257 nt
Organism: Vombatus ursinus (common wombat)
Lineage: Eukaryota; Metazoa; Chordata; Mammalia; Diprotodontia; Vombatidae
Gene: DCUN1D1
Product: defective in cullin neddylation 1 domain containing 1
Exons: 7
Coding region: 34-813 (259 amino acids)
Biological process (GO): protein neddylation; positive regulation of ubiquitin-protein transferase activity
Cellular component (GO): ubiquitin ligase complex
Molecular function (GO): ubiquitin-like protein binding; cullin family protein binding; ubiquitin conjugating enzyme binding
Source: RefSeq, a predicted model, not a curated record